Molecule: messenger RNA, 3586 nt
Organism: Helianthus annuus (common sunflower)
Lineage: Eukaryota; Viridiplantae; Streptophyta; Magnoliopsida; Asterales; Asteraceae
Exons: 15
Coding region: 85-3378 (1097 amino acids)
Source: RefSeq, a predicted model, not a curated record
CCCUCCCUCCCUGUUUAAAACAAUAUAUUUGUUCCCGCACAAAACACCCAACGCUCCGACGGAACCCUAGCAACCUCUCCGCCGAUGGCGUCACCGGAAGACCAAUCCAACACGAAAACGGAAGAAGGAACGACCGCAUUAUACAAGAAACGCUCUCGACGCGUGAGCUUCGCAGAGAACACUUCGGUUCACUUUUUCGACCGUGACGAAUCCUUAGAAACUCCUCCGGACCCCGAGCCUCCUAGUACACCCUCCGCUGACGAUGAUACGGAUGCUUCUGGACCGGACUUUCCGUUUAUUCGAGUGCUUGGAUCUCCAUCGCCCACUGCUUCUUCUGCUACCUCCAAUGAUGCAGAAGAUAAUUUUUUUGGUCCUGUAUCGGCAAAUUUUAUUAGACGAGAUUUGUCAGACUCUGCCAACUCAGAUGAUAAUCAUGAUCAAACAAUGGAUUCAACAGCAUUUUCAAUGCAUUUCCGUAGCCUUGCUAGAUCAGAUUCAGAAGAUAUGAAAACUUCCACAAGGGUUCCCCUUUCCUUUGAGGAGAAAACCCCUACUUCAAGUUCUAUUACUUCUGGUACAAGAAACACCAUGCAAUUGACACUCGUAAACAAGCCGAAUUCUCAACCUGAUGUUUCUACCUCUAAAUUGAGCGCGGGUUCUCAGUCAAAUGACAUGAGUCUUGUUGGAGAAUAUCAGAAUAAGUAUGACUACGGGAAAUUAUCGCCUGCAAUGGAUCCGCUCUUGGCAGAAGACAACAAUGAUUUGCACUCGGUUUCCCAUAUCUCCAUUCCAAAGUCACCGAUAAAAGCUGGAAAACAAAACGGAAAUGAGCCUGACUUUAUGGAUUUUAGUUAUGGUCAAGAUAAUAACAUUAAAGGCAUUACGAGUGAUGGGGAGCACAUUGAAGUUGAUUCUGUUAAACAGAAUGAGAUGGACGUUUCAGAUGAUGGAUCUAAGCUGCAUCCUAAUAAGCAAACUGCGUUGGGCGUUAUGUCCAAUACAUUUGAUACCCAAGGUUCUAAAUCUCCGGCUCCCAAUCAAUCUAUUAGGGAUACUCUUACUGUUAAAACAAAUGAACGUGUGAAAGAUGCAUUUGAAAUCAACUCAAACUUGGACUUACUGGGUACUAGUCAAAGGACUCCUUCAAAUCAUAUGGAUAUGGUUUAUCAAACAAAUGAAUCUCCUUUGCUAGGGUCAAUAACCCAUUUUACCGAUAGGCCAAGUCACAUGCUUUUAAAUGGUGUUGGACUAUUUAAAUCUCCAGGACCCGUGACACCAUCCAACAAUCCAGCAAGUGUUGCUCAAAGAGCUAGUGUUUCAUCUUUACAAAAAAGCAUAUCUAAACUAAGAGCUCUAGAAGUUUCUCCUGUCUCUGCUGCUUUGAAUGCUAAACUUGAAGAUUCGUCUUCCAGAUCCUUAGCUGGCCUCUCCAAGAUGACUUCUUUGGGUAAUUUGUUGGAGAAAGAAGCUGCAUUUAGAAAAAUGGACGGUAAUAAGACCGAGACACCGCAAAAUCUUGUGGUUAAAGAUGAUGAAAAUAAGAUUGGUUCUGCACAAACUUUGAAUUCUUCUUCAAAAAAGUUAAAGAAGACAACACCUGCAAAAUUCGGAGUCAGUCUUAUUAGAGAUGAAGAACAACCUAUCCAGCACAACGAGUCAUUAGCUACUGCAUCUGACGGGACGCGCAAAGGGGGAGAUAAUUCACCUCCAGUAAAUGUUGCAGGUUCCAAUAUAGAAGAAAAGGUGCAUGAAAAUGUUCACAAUAGCUCAGAAACAAAGGUGAACACAACAAACUUAUCAAACAAUAUAGAAAAUGAGAAGUUUCAACCAGUUUUUAGAGGAAAUGACAUUUCCAUCGGACGAAUGAAAGCUUCUAUCUCAUUAAAUGGCAGGAUGGAUGAAAAAUCAUGUCAUAAGAAUUUGGCAGACCAGUUUGAUAGAAGCCCCUCAAAUAAGGAGCUGCACAGUGUGUUGCACAAUGAAAACAAUGGUUCUGUUCAUGCAGAAAGUGUACCGUCUGAAGUAAGCUCAGCUGAGCGGAAAAGAAAAGCUGAACAUGUGACUACUGACAAAAUUGCUAAAAUAAAAAUGAGUUCAAAUUCUGGUCUUGAACUCUCAAGUGACGGUGAAAUGCCAAGAACUGGUCCUAAUCUGGAACAUUUGACCGAGAUUCAUACUAGAUUCUUUAAGGAGGCAAAACUUUUUUCGCAUUCGGUUGAUAAGAUGAAUUUGCAUGCGAUUGAUCGUUUGGUUGAUAUUCUGGGGCAGCUUCAGAGGUUCAAAACAUACCAGCUUCUUUCUACUGAAAUGCGGUCUCAAGAUAAAAAAGCAGCAGAAACGGUAUUGAUACUGUCUAAAUUUGUGCACGAGCAAGCGAAGUUGCAGCUAAUGCGCAUGAAACGAGGGAGAUUACUGAAAAAUGUGCAUUCACUUGCCUCCGGAAUUCGAGAGUCUGAAACACUAAACUUGAAUUCAUCACAAAACUCACUAGACGUUCAAGUUAUCCAUCAGCAGUCCUUACCAGACAAUAGUAAGGACAUUCAAGAGUGCCAGGUAGACAAAGAGAAAAUGACUUUGAUGACACAGGCAAUAAAAGAUACUGAUAGAAGAAUUUCCGACUUGACAAAAUCUUUCCACAUAUCAUGUAAGAUGAAAGGAGAACCAAACACUGCUGAUACUAUUGCAUACGCUAAUACUCAUUUUGUGAAAAGAGCACAUUGUCAGAUCUUACGCAAGGAUUUGCAGCUUUGGGUUGUAGACGAUCUGAAUAGUAGCAAAGAUCAUCACGAAGUUGUUCUUAACUACCUUGGCCUAAUGUCUCAAAGGUUAACAGUCACUGCUGGUGUAGUCCCAAGAUUGUCCAUCUCUAAUACAUUAAAUCAAAUGACUAUACACAAGAAUUUUAAAGAUAUAGACGCUUCAACUGCUUUUGGGUUUGUCUUUGAUAUUGGCUUAGUUCAGAAGCAUGCCGCGGCUACAAGUAUGGCACAAGAAACUCAAAUGGCAAGUUCUCUUUUGGGCAAUUUGGUUGAUGUGAUGGAGGAGAUACAACUUGCAAAAAUAGAGCUAAAGAACCUGAUUUACGCAAGAUUUCACACAUCCUUGGACGAACGCCUUGAUUUGGAGCUCUAUUUCUUUGAUCCAAACAGCCGAAAAAAGGCAACAAUAACUCUAAAUACUUCGUGUUUAAAAAGGGGUAUCUACCCAUCAGAGAUUGAUGCAUGCCAGAUUGGCGUUUCAGUCGAAGGAUCACGAACUUCAUCCAAUGAAAAACUCUCAGCUGAGAUUGCAGCAGCAGUUAAAAAUCUCAGAGUGGGAUAUUUUAGGAUUUUACGGUUAUGUAAGUGCAUAUCACAAUUAAUCAGCGUUCAAGUCUAACUUGAGAAAGUAGAACGUGUAAUGAGGAAAUCAAAUUGACUUAGUCUUGGUCAACCACUUGUUGAACUUAACGGUUACUGUCUUUCCAUUUCCUUUUUGAGUCUGUAAAAAUCUCAAAAGUUGUAUGAUUGGCACAGCUAAGUCCUUGCAUCCAAUCAAUGGCCCAAUUAGCGAAUUGCUGUAAACAAGCGGAAAUUUGAUUUUUAGU